Dictyostelium discoideum AX4 is the source of this 126-nucleotide messenger RNA. RefSeq lists its product as hypothetical. The transcript has a single exon. Lineage: Eukaryota; Evosea; Eumycetozoa; Dictyosteliales; Dictyosteliaceae. Bases 1 to 126 code for a protein of 41 amino acids. The record is from RefSeq and is a predicted model, not a curated record.
AUGAUUACAACAACAACCAUAAUAAUUACAUCAAUAACGGUACCAACAACUACAAUUACAUUAAUUGAAGCUAGCGUUAAUAGUUCAUUAAAGAUUUGCUCAACAUUAUUUAAUCCACCAAAAUAG